GGGCUUCUAGUUUUCCAAAAGAGGAGAGUAUAUGUUGAUAGAGAAGAAAUAAGAGUAUACGACUCUCUAUCUUGCUCUGAAUCAGCACAUGUGCUUCCUUUAUUGUGACUGUUGAUUCAAUAUGUGUUUUUGAGUUUAUCAUUGUGGAAAGUCACUACUUAGGUACUUAGCGCCAAGCAGUGUUGCGAGCGCAAGCCAGCUACUUCUCUUUUUAUACCUCCAGUUCCAGCAUGGCGCGCACCAAACAGACAGCACGCAAAAGUACCGGUGGCAGGGGUCCAAGGAAGGUCGAGGUCGAAGCUCACCAGUUCAAUGAUCAUGCCGGUCGACCUUACACCGUUGUCGGCGGCACGCGUCCCCCUUCCUCGGCUAUCUGUAAGCUAAGCAUCCACCUAUACUGCUUCAACGACCUGGUUCCUAGCCCCUGCGAGGUUGGAAAGAAUUUAUUACAGAGCGAGGCCAUAUGCGAGGCGGGCAAUAUGCGGAAUUACUGGCCGCGCAUAGACGUAUAUGCGCCUUUAGACAGUAUUGAUGAGUGCAUACAGCAUCAUCGGCGUGAGAAGAUCUACCGACGACAGGCUGUCCAUGACCUACAUCGAGAGGUAGCGUCAGCCGCAGAAGCAACUGCCAGAGCAGCUGGCAUGGAUGAAGAGGAUGUCGCGGAGGCUGCACAGGAGGCAGUCCUCAAUCUAAGAGGGAAAGAGCCUCUACCGCAUAUCGUUCCCUCUUGGUGCUGUGCACCUCAAUUUUGGAGAGAGAAUCUACAUCCAUAUGAUAGGAGGUACCGCAGCUUUAUCAUUGUUGUUCCCAAGGAAUGUCGGUCAUGGGAAGAUAUUCAGCAGAACGGACUCUUCUUCGUGCGCUUUGAUCAGGAUGUGACUCCGGCCAUGGAGACGUGUUUAUACGAAGACCUCGAUGAAGAAGAUAUGCUUGAGGAUGGCGUGGAGUGGGUGUGGGUAGAUAAAGUCGAUUACGGCCCUCCAGUCAGCAUCAAACGUGUAUCAGUGGACAAGGACACUGAUGCAGAAUUCACGCCCGUUGGGAGGAACUUGGAACAUGGAUCAUCUCAAGGUCCAAAGUUCCAAGGGACUCUGUUUGACAACUGGUACAACCUUCAUACUUCCGCCCUGAAUGAUUGUACCUAUCGCAUAAGUAGCUGUGAUGGUUGCUGGGAUAACGUGCCGCACGAAAACUGCGAGAUAGAGCUGGAUGAGCACUAUUUUGACGACGACGGACAGUGCAUCGCCUGCAGGCGCUUCGGGGAACACAGGCGUCGCAGUAAAAGAAUAGCGAAGAAGCGCAAAGCAGAUGGCGAAAUUACCACAGAUAAAACUGCGGGUAAUUAGAAUUCCAUAAAGAAUCACAGCGUAACGCAACCGCUCGAGAAAAGAUUUUGAGAUUCCCUUUCGAAUGAUAUACAUGAAAACAGCGGAGUCUAUUAUUUACAGAGAUGACUUCGCAUGCAAACCAUCUGUAGAACCUCCCGUGUGGGCGGGGGAGACUGGUUCCC
This is a messenger RNA of Paecilomyces variotii, 1510 nucleotides long. RefSeq lists its product as hypothetical. NCBI's taxonomy places the organism in Eukaryota, Fungi, Ascomycota, Eurotiomycetes, Eurotiales, Thermoascaceae. The record is from RefSeq and is a predicted model, not a curated record. The transcript has 2 exons. The coding region runs from base 231 to 1346 and encodes 371 amino acids.